AGAGUGAGUGAGGCAGAAGAAGGAACAUGGAGCACCUCAAGAGGGUCCUACUGUUGGCCAGUGUGGCCAUUCUCAUCCCUGCACAGGCUUUACCCCCAUCCAGCCUGAGUUAUGAGCAGGCCCUCUCCACAGCCAUUCAUUUCUACAAUGAGGUCCACAGAGGAGAGAAUGCCUUCCGGCUUCUCCAAAUCUACUCUACUUCACCCAAUCAGGGCCCCCACGAGCAAACUCUGAAGCGUAUGAACUUUACCUUGAAGGAAACUGUGUGCCCAAUGACUGAAGAGCUCCUGCUGGACCAAUGUGACUUCAAAACUGAUGGGCUGGUGAAAGAAUGUCAAGGCUUGGUAUCCAAUGAACAGGGCAUUGCGGCCAUCAUCCUCACCUGUGACCCAGUGGCCCCAGAGCUCCUUCGCUCCAGAAGAAGCCCACUUCCCAGACGAAAGAAAGGGUCAAAGAAAAACAGCUACAAAACUGGGGGAUACUCUGUGAUUGCCCUUGGAAAGUCCAAUGUGCAUAAGGCCCCAUAUAUGGAGGCUCUCUAGGCUCAAACCAAUAUAACCAGAGCUUGCUUUCUCCCUUACAUUUUACUCUUUUUCAAUUUCCACUCCCCUAAUGACAUAUAGACACACACAGACACAGACACAGACACAGACCCACACAUACACACACCCUAUAUUAUCUAUAGGUAUGUAUUUUUCUCUGUGUGGUACACAUAUACAAUAUAAUAUAGGGGGUACAUAUAUAAUUUGUAUGGGUUAUACAUACAUAUGACGUGUGCGUCUGUUUGUAUAUAUAUGGCCUGGUCUUCAAGACUCGAGCAUUUGUGUAAGAUUUUCUUCCUUGGUGGAGAAAACAAUGUCUUGUUACUACAAGCCUGUCUGUGUGAAAGGUGGAGCUGGUGGAAUGGCUUUGGAGAUGAGAGAUAUUAUUCCUCUUUCCUGCUUCAAGGGAGGACGCACAUUUCUAGACAUUAUUUUUAAAGAGACCCAUGGAGAGAGAGAGAGACAGAGAGAGACAGAGAGAUGGAGAGACAGAGACAGAGAGACAGAGACAGGGACAGAGAGAGAAACACAGAGAGACAGAGACAGAGACAGAGACAGAGACACUUUGGAAGGUAGACAUGCAGGAGAAAGCUAGUUCCUCACAUGUGUCCCAGAUUUCCAGUUGGCCUUCCUAGAGUCUUUGGGGAAUUGCCCGUUGGAUGAGACCUAAGUGCUUCUCUCUUGGUUGACCUGAAAUAUCUCAUGCUCCAUGGGAGAGCUUGUUGAUUCUGUGCAUUUUCUGGCAUAUUCUAACCUAUGUAACUUGUCUGAUUUCUGUUUGCUAUGUGCUCAGAUAAAUGGAUUUACUCAUCCUUCAGUA
Messenger RNA from Trichosurus vulpecula (common brushtail), 1362 nucleotides. Its product is annotated as cathelicidin-1-like. The transcript has 4 exons. Gene Ontology annotation, biological process: antimicrobial humoral immune response mediated by antimicrobial peptide; innate immune response; defense response to Gram-positive bacterium. The record is from RefSeq and is a predicted model, not a curated record. Bases 27 to 542 code for a protein of 171 amino acids. Gene Ontology annotation, molecular function: lipopolysaccharide binding. Gene Ontology annotation, cellular component: extracellular region. NCBI's taxonomy places the organism in Eukaryota, Metazoa, Chordata, Mammalia, Diprotodontia, Phalangeridae.